AUGGACAAUUUCCCCCAGCCAACCCGUUUCGAUGGAAGAGACGCCACUCUCGGGGACUGGGAAAACUGGCUCAAGACCUUCACAAACUUCAUCAGUUCCCUCGGCAAUAGGGCUCCAGACAAGCUAAUACUUCUGAAAAAUUACCUGUCAUCCUCUGUCUUCAAUCACAUCAAGGACUGUUCCAAGUAUGAGGAAGCCAUCGAAGUUCUAGAAUCUCUCUAUGUAAAGCCAGUGAAUGAAGUUUUAGCUAGACACCAACUUGCUACCAGAAAAAAACAGUCUAAUGAAUCUACAGACCAGUUCCUACAAGCUUUGAAAUUAAUGUCUAUAGGCUGUAUGUUCAAGGUGGUAUCGGCAAGUGUAUACGCGCAAGAAGCUAUUCGUGACACGUUCAUCUCAGGACUCUCAUCGUCAACAAUCUGUCAACGACUUCCUGAAAAACACACACUCACCCUUAAUGAAGCAGUGCUAUAUGCCCGUAGCCUAGAGCUGGCCCAGCGCAGUACUAACUGUUACGUGUUACCAGGUCCUUCACCUACUUCAGGUCCCUUCUCCGCUGCUUCAGAUAGCUUGUUGCCGGGUAUAGAACGCUGA
Molecule: messenger RNA, 594 nt
Organism: Scylla paramamosain (green mud crab)
Lineage: Eukaryota; Metazoa; Arthropoda; Malacostraca; Decapoda; Portunidae
Exons: 1
Coding region: 1-594 (197 amino acids)
Source: RefSeq, a predicted model, not a curated record